Messenger RNA from Gracilinanus agilis (Agile Gracile Mouse Opossum), 645 nucleotides. RefSeq names its product chromosome unknown C19orf81 homolog (gene CUNH19orf81). The annotation marks the transcript as partial. Lineage: Eukaryota; Metazoa; Chordata; Mammalia; Didelphimorphia; Didelphidae. The transcript has 5 exons. The record is from RefSeq and is a predicted model, not a curated record.
AUGCAGCAACCACAGCAGCAGCAGCAGCAGCAGCAGCAGCAGCUGCUGCUGCCUCAGCAGGAAGGCGAGUCCUCGGGCUCUCGAAGCCCUCCAGGGCGAUGGGAGUCGGGAGCCGGGGUGUCGCUCAUGGACUUGGAGACCCCAGAGGACGCGCAAGCCCGGAAUCUGGGCCGAACCAUCAAAUCCUCGAAGCUCCAGGUGCGCCAGAUCCUAGCCGAGUACGAGGCCCUGGACCGGGAGCUGCCCUGCAUCCGCAAGUUCCCCAGCCCACCCCCGGCCCAGCCCCUCUGCCUGUGCAUGGAGACUGCGCCCGAGUACGACUUCACCCACCUGGACCUGCUGAAUGCCCUGGAGGCCGAGGUGCCGGGCGCCCUGGAGAGCGGGCGGGUGAGCAGCAUCCGCUACGAGAACAUGAACGUCAUCUGCGGCACGGCGGGCCGCAAGGACCGGUGGCUCAUCACCGUCACGGACUUCCAGACCCGCUCGCGCCUGCUGCGCUCGGGGCUCCGCCCGCGCGGGAUCCUUCACGCCCUGGCCCGCCACGACGAGCUCCUGCUAGGAGACUAUCGCCUGCACCUGCGCCGGGCCCUGGCGCGACGGCGCAUGCUCGAGGCCCUGGGAGCGGGACCCACCGAGGAGGACUGA